Messenger RNA from Botrytis byssoidea, 2128 nucleotides. RefSeq lists its product as uncharacterized. The transcript is spliced from 3 exons. Bases 1436 to 1909 code for a protein of 157 amino acids. The record is from RefSeq and is a predicted model, not a curated record. NCBI's taxonomy places the organism in Eukaryota, Fungi, Ascomycota, Leotiomycetes, Helotiales, Sclerotiniaceae.
UGAUUUUACAGGUGAUUUUAUUGAAGUUCAAUAGUUAUUGAAUUAUUAAAGUUUUAAGUGUAAAUAAUAUGAUUUUUUUAGGUGGUCGGAAAUAGGGGGUGGUCGGAAAGUGGGGUAGUUGACUUAGUCAAGAGAACAGUCCUUUGAUGAGCGCGGCAAUAAAUCAGCUUGAUUGUAUGAUCCAGAAACUUUGCAUGUAAACGACACUAUCGAAGUACUUCCACGAUAAAUCCCCAGAUUUAAAGCCUAAACAAAGACAAAAUAAAACUUCGAGUUCCACAACCCCCCUCAAUAUUCAUCGCAUUCUGAGUACAAGCGACUUCAUUUUCAUCUCCACAUCCAUACCUAUCAUGUUGUGACCUCCAACCAUCAAACCCGUCACUUACACAACCCACUCACCACAUUUCACCAAAAUAAGUCACAAGAUUUGUCGAUCCUUCACCUUCUUCCUACUUUAUUGGUAUUUCAAUGACUGCUGCCAACCAUAUCACAGCCACUCUGUCCUUAACACAGCAUUUCCCACGAUACUAGGUGGCGAACUUUCAUUCCUUCAUGAGCCCCUAAACCCCAUUUCCCCACGGGCUGAGCGCAAAACAAUAUAUGUCAAAAGACCAAGUGAUCAUGAGCUAAACAGCAAUACGUUGUUUAACUUCCUUGUAAUAUCUGAGCAUAAUAAACUACCAAGUCUAUCCAAAAUUUCCGUCCACAAUCGCAAGACUUAUUUCUUUACACACCACAAUCUUUUUGAUCAAUCCAGAUAAUUUAUACGUCAUCAAAUCCCCGCCUUCAUAUCCCUUCUCCGAUUCGUCUAAGCGAGCUUGGUUUCUCCGAGUCCUUUGUCGUCCCCUCCAAUUAAUUCUCAUCCCUCACGUUACACAAAGCCACUCUUGUCUCGCCAAGUGCAUUGCCUUUACCAUUUGUGUAAGACAAGCACACAUCAUCCAGUGAGAUGGAGUAAGUUUCUUCAAUUUUAUUCCUCUCGAUCCAUCUCUCACAUUAUUAGCUCACUCUUUCCACAAUGCAGAAAUGAACAUGCGGGGAAUCCUCCAUCUUGCACUCUCGUCUGGCAAGCUACAAAGAAAACAGAGAAUCGUGGCAUGACAAAUUUUGUGAUUAUGAUAGAGUUUACCUCUUAUUCUUGCCGUCUCAACGGAGAUGUGCGUCGUGGUCCGUCAUACCUGGAAGCUUUAAAUAACAGAGGAGCAGCCGUCCUUCCUCUUGGCUUGAUCUUGGUCUUUGUGUUCAUGCAAUUAAUUAAUAUCAAUUGGAACUCUUCAAUUUUGAACAAACCAAACUUGUCGCAAUAAUAUAUCUGCAUUUUUAUUUUGAGAAACAAAAGUUCUGUAUCAAAUUACAUGAAGCUGCAGAAACGAUAACCCAAGACAUCGGCAAGACAGAUUAUCAUCACACAGGCGAAAUAUCCAUCAGAAUAAAGAUGGCCUCACCACAAACACAAACUCACCACAGCCCAUCUCCCACCUCACCCACUUCUCCAACCUCUCCUAUGGGUCUCUCUCACGAUGAUCCCUUCGCCGCCCAACGCAAAGACCCCGCAAACAACAACCCAUUCGCUUCCAAAACCCAGGGCACAAGUCCCAUGAACAUUCCUACGCCCAGUUUCCCAAACGCAACAGACCCACAUUCCGGAUCACCAAAUCAAGAUCGAAGAUUGAGUUCUGAUGAAUGGGACGCUUCAAAAACACCCCCUUCUCGUUUCCAAAAACGGAAAGGUUCAAUCUACGCAACACCAAGUUCUCGCGAUGGUCAUGUUGAUAAGCAUAUCGAUCGUGAUGCCGUUUUUCAUGCAACACAUGCGGAGAAAGGAUACAUGGGAAUUUUCGGUCUUGGUGGGAGUCGCAACAAGGAGGGAGGAAAUCAGGGUGGAAGGAGAGCUAGCAAAAGCGAGUGAUUUGGAUAGGAGAGGGCGAGACUGUGAAGUUGGAAAGAGGACAAAGAAAUUUCAUCCAAGAAGAAAAGAAAUUUGACAUAUAAAUACCUAGGUAGUGUUGACGAAUUAUGUAAAAAUGAUUCCAGAGGGAAGUUUGUAUAAGGAGAGAUAUGAAGAAAAGUUUGGAAAAUACAAUUUCCAUCAUUUAGCGAAGCAAUCUUUAAUAUUUCCACCGCCUGU